This is a messenger RNA of Panicum hallii, 1032 nucleotides long. Its product is annotated as transmembrane protein 230-like. The record is from RefSeq and is a predicted model, not a curated record. The coding region runs from base 423 to 776 and encodes 117 amino acids. The transcript has 4 exons. Lineage: Eukaryota; Viridiplantae; Streptophyta; Magnoliopsida; Poales; Poaceae. Gene Ontology annotation, cellular component: endomembrane system.
UCCUUCCAAUGCAGUUAGUUAAUUUUUGUUAUGCUUCUCAGGCACUUGUAAGUUAGUCCACGAAUUUGAGUGAUAAUGACUUUGAUACACUUGUAUCUGAUGAGACAUAUGUUGAUGGGGAUGCGGGAACUACUACUAGUUAUGUUGGUGAUGAGCAAGAUAUGGGAGAUGUACGAGAUGCUAUUGCGCAAGCAUUGGCUGGAGGAUAUUGAUAAUGUAAUUUGCGCAAAAAAAUGAUGAUUUCAGCCCAUUCAAUAAGCAGUCUGCCAAACAUUUAACUUCUGUGACCAGCUGCUUCUUUAACAAGCUGCUUCUCAGGCCAGCUAGCCACCAGCUGGCUUCAGAAAUAGAGGUGUGACCAACACAAGUAUACCAGCUGACUAGGCAACACAGGAAAACAUUCUCAGUGCAGAUACUGACAUAUGGCAUCAAGACGUAACGUUCGUUACACACCUCUUCCUGUAGAGGGUGGGGAGUACAACAAUCUUACUAAAGAAGAUGUUGAUCUUCGGUUCGCUUACACUCCAAAAUCCUACAGGAGGAUCCCCUGGAAGUCAAUUGCACUGGCAUUGUUCCUCCUCCUCCUAGGAACUUCACUUCUCUUCCUUUCAUACUUCAUAUUCACAGGUCACAUGGAGGGUGAUAGUUCUCAGGCAUAUGGUCUCUUGUUCCUGGGCUUCCUUGCCUUCCUUCCUGGCUUUUACGAAACUCGAGUUGCUUACUAUUCGUGGCGAGGAGCACCAGGGUACACCUUUGCAUCCAUACCGGAUUAUUAGCGCCUCAGUUCCUGCCGCCGUCGGUGCAGUAAAGUGGCAAGCGAGCAGCCUGGAACUUCAACUGGGAACCAAUUUUAGCGAUAAACAUUUAGCAUGUAGAUGUAGUGACUCUGCUCAUUGUUGUGUUCUAAAAUAGGAUUGUAUUACUGCAUCGGCCAGUGAAAGAAUAAUCCUUAUUCUAUUGUAAAGGACGAAAGCUGAUUUCGCACUUGAUAUUUUCUAUGUCCAUUGCUGCUGCACAGCUACCUCAGGAAUA